AUGUCUGUAGAUUGUUGGGCUUUUGGUGUCCAAGUACCUGAUGGUUGUUACAUAAAGUGCUCCAAAAAACAGUGCGAGAAAGUUUAUGAUUUAAAAUGCCUAGGACUGACAGAAAAUAAAUUCAGUUCCUUCUCGGAUAAGCGCACGAAGCAAUGGGUCUGUCCGGAGUGCGCUUGUUCUAAACCUAAACGCUAUGACCCGAAUACACCUAUCAGGGACACCCCGGAUCUGAAAACAUUCACGCCCAGUGCUAAUGUCAACACUCAACGGGGAAGCCGCAUGCAAUUGAUGGAUGAAUCAAUUGUCGAGUGUGAUAAUAAUAGUAAUGAUAAAUUGCUGUCUGAGUUUAGACAGCUAAAAUAUGAAGUCUUAAGCCGAUUAGACGUGCAAACUUACAUUAUUAAACAUCUUCAAGAAAUAUGUUUUUCUACAAAAACGGAAUUAGAAGAACUAAAGAUUAAAAUGAAAGUAUUUCAAAAUAAAUUGUUCCCAACGGAUCUGUUAUCAACUCAAAAUCAACAGUUUGAAAGUAUUGAUAGUAUAACGGAAAGUUUGAAUACAGGCCUCGAAAUGUCUAAGCAAAUCGAUGUCCCAUCUACAUUCGCUGAUGUGGCUCGUAUAAGCCUAAAUAAUGUAAACAAAACAAACGUUACUCCCUGCGUAAUAAAAACGCCUGCGGCCAUGAAAAUAGCAACCGGGAGAGGGUCCGUUGUCCAAACUCAACCAAUUAAUCAGCCACAGUGUGUGACUCCAAAGAAAGAGUUAAAUAUUAAUAUUAGUGAGGAAGAAGAAAAAAUUAAUAAAGAUUGUGAAUGGACUAUAGUUCGUAAGAAAAGGGGGAGUUACCAAUCAAAAAAUGUGAAGAAAGGAAAUAAUACGGUUUUAUUAGAUAUACAGGCUACCUACUGA
This is a messenger RNA of Parnassius apollo (apollo), 909 nucleotides long. Lineage: Eukaryota; Metazoa; Arthropoda; Insecta; Lepidoptera; Papilionidae. The record is from the annotation of a GenBank genome assembly.